AGUAAUAAAUAUAAUUUAAAGAUUGUUGUGAAAGAACAAAUAUCUUCUCCUGUAGCAAUGGAAUCAAUCACAUUGGCUGGAAUUCUCACUAAAAUCGCAUUUCGCAUGGAAUGGGAAGAGUGGGAUUUAACAGCUGAGGAAUAUGAUAUUCUCGAUUCUGCAUCUGGACAAGAAAUUGCAUACACAGCAUAUGAAAAAGGUUUACCUAUUGUCACAAUGCUUCGUAAUGCUGAUGAGUUAGUUGACAUUCACAAUGAGCGUGAGCAAAAAAAUAUUUUAAGAAUUUUAAACGAAUUGAAGCUUGAUUUGAUGUCUGAUUUUCCUCGUGAAAAGAAAACUAUUGAAACUAGUUUGACUACAGAGGAUAUUGAACGUCGUUUGAUAGAAGAGACUAUAAAUGAGAUUGUAGGAAUAUCACCGCCUGCGAUGAAGGAACAAUCUGACAAGAUUCAAAUUGAGAUUCAAGCAAAACAUAAAAUGAAAGAUAAAAAUGUAGAAAACAUUACAUUCGCUAGUAAAUUAGAAUCAACAGGAAGUCGAUUGGAGCCUUCGUUAAUUCGUGAAAUUGAACAAGGAGCUUCCAACAUCACUCUCAAUGAACUUGUCCCUACUCCAAUUCAAUUUAUCGAACUUUCAGAAGGUUUUCCAGAAGCUUCGGCAGAAGAAGUCGCUGAAGCUGGUCACUUUUCUACACCUUACGGUCAAAGACUUUACAAAUCAAUGCGAAACUUAGAAGAAGAAUUGAAACGUAAAAAGAAGCACGAAGAUUCUUCAAAAUUAAUGGAUCAUUCACUUCCAAUCUUGCCUUCAUUUGCUGACAAAUUGGAAACUGCUCCUCCACAAAUUCCUUCUAUAAAUAUAACUGAUGUCUCUCUACCAUUGCCACAGCCAAUUGAAAUGGAUUCAAGCUUACAAGUACCUCAACAACAUGAAAAGGAGACAUCAACAUCUCAAGCAAUUGUUAAAGAUAAAACUCCUGUUUUAGAUGCUCCAGAAGAAUAUCAACCCAUCCCAGUGCCUUUGACAGAAGAAGAACAACCAGCAGUUGAAAUGGAAGUAGCAGCAGUUGGAAUUCCAGAACCCUUAGAUACACCCCAAAGUUUUUUUCAAAACAAAGAAACAAAUAUUGCAGCUCCUGCAACGACAGAAGAUGCUCGACGAUCAACUGAAAGUUUUGAUGAAUCACGUCGAGAAUUGUUUGAAAAAAUUGUUUUGCAGUCACCGUCAAGAGUUCAACAAAAAGUGGUGAAGAAUCAAAGACGAGUUGUGAGAUCACCAGAGAAGAAAGAUGAAGAAAUUCUUGAGUUUAACAAAUAUUUAAUCUUCCAUAAACAUAAACCAAAGCCAAAAGGACCUCCAAAUCUUCCUCCAAUUUGCAUUCCUCUCCAUCUUAACUUUGAUCCUUUCAAAGACAUUGAAAAUUAUCAGUCAGACUACGGUGAAUCUGAUGUUGAAGAAGAAGAUCAGUAUGAUUUUAUUGACAUGGAACCUGAUAACUUAGACGCAGUCACUGCACCUCAGCACGUUACCGAAGCACCAACAAAACAAAUACUGAGAGAUUCAACUGCACAUCGAAAGGAAUCGAAUAUUAUUGAAACUUUUAUCACUCCAAAGGCCGUGCCUAAAGCCAUUGAACAAUCAACAAGUGGAAUUUUAAUUAAACGACGAAGAUUGACAGAAGAAAAAGAAAAUCGAAUAGAUUCAUCUGAAGAACUUUUGCAACGCACUGGAUCAACUCCUGGUGAACGUUUUCAGCCUAGAAUAACUUCCACAGUACAAGCAAAAGAACGACCAAGUUUACUUAGAGUUCCACUUGAAACAAUGGAAUACAAUCGAUUGCAGUUGAUUUCUGAUCGUUCAAUGCAACAAAAUGUUUCUGGAGAGCCUUUGGAAAAAGAAAAGACAACUGAACAACCUUCAAUUGAACUAAUGCCAGUUCCAGACAUUAAUGUCGAAGAUGUUCCAUCAGAAUUGCCACCUGUUGAACUGACAGCUCCAAAAAUACCAACAAAUGGACCAAUUUACUUCAGAAAAGUUGAAGUUGAUGGUGAUGAUUACAUUAGAUUCGCUGUUAAUGGAGUUGUUCAACAACAUGAUCAAUUUUUUCUCGAUACUGUUGGACUUUACAUGCAAAUUCGUUUCAUCAUGAAGGAACGCGAAUGUUGGAAACUAAAGUUCAAUGACCUUCUUCCUUUAGUUAGCUUAGUCAACGAAACUACUGAACAUAUCAUAAAAAUGCGACUUUGGUUUCUCGAGGAUGAAAAAUAUGUGAAGCUUACAUGGUCUGAGGAUGAGAAAGACAUCAUUGAAGUUGAAAUUCCAAUCGCUGAGAGCGUUUAAGAAGAAUCGAAAAAUUUACGUUGAGAUGAAGACAAAAAAUGUUUUCCUUUUUUUUAAUUUUUUACUGUAAGAAGUCUUGAAAUCUCAUCCAAGUGUAUGCAAUAUGCUGUUAAUAUAUAAAAUUCGUAAAUAAAAUCUGUCAAAAGUGGGCAGGAAAACUGUAAGAAAUGUAAAGA
Messenger RNA from Clunio marinus, 2516 nucleotides. The record is from the annotation of a GenBank genome assembly. Lineage: Eukaryota; Metazoa; Arthropoda; Insecta; Diptera; Chironomidae.